GCCGACCUCACCCAUAUCCGCGACGAGAUUCCAAAGGAAAUUUCGUUUCUUCCAUUCGCCAUCCCACCAGGAAAGGAGUGAGAAACAAAGCCGCCGACUCCAGUUCCGCGUCCAGCACUUUCUAGGGAAUGAUGGAUCUACAGAGGACCCAGUCCUUGCUUCUGCUCUUGGUGCUGACCCUGCUGGGGUUAGGGCUUGUACAGCCCUCCUAUGGCCAGGAUCGAAUGUACCAACGGUUCCUUCGACAGCAUGUGGACCCUCAGGUGACAGGUGGCAAUGACAACUACUGCAACGUGAUGAUGCAGAGACGGAGGAUGACUUCUUCCCAGUGCAAACGCUUCAACACCUUCAUCCACGAAGACAUCUGGAACAUUAGUGGCAUCUGCAGUACCACCAACAUCCAAUGCAAGAAUGGCAAUAUGAACUGUCAUGAAGGGGUAGUGAAGGUCACAGACUGCAGAGAGAUAGGGAGCUCUAAGGCCCCCAACUGUAGAUACAGGGCGAAAGCCAGCACUAGGCGAGUUGUCAUUGCCUGUGAGGGCAGCCCAGAGGUUCCAGUACACUUUGACAGAUAGAUGCCAUCCUGCAGCUGUGACAGCUGGUUGUUGACCUCUGAGUCAGUGAGAAUAGCGAUGAGUGAUGGCCCUAGGCUUUGUUUCCUGUGCUUGUGUCUUAUGCUCACAUAUAUCCAACAUAACCCAUAGUAUUAAGUGCAUCCCAUCUGAGAGAAGAAAGAAGCCCCUCCUUAUAGCACUGAUGGUUUUGUUCUCCCAGAUUCUAUCCCCUGGACCUUAUGCAUUACAUGUAUUUAGAUAGUAUUUCAACUAUUAUAACGAGCUUUCUCUGUACAACUUGUCUCAUUCCAAUCCUUUAACACCCCUUGAUGCCGAUUCUGGUACUUUAUUUAGAAGCUUAGAAUUAAAGGAUUUGAUGACCAUAAAAACAGUGGAAGAUCUCAGACAAAAAUCCAACGGAAUGGGCUACUUUAUUACAUAUGCUUUUGUUAUUCCUAAAUGUCAUUGUUAGGGAAGCCACUAAGAGUUUGGAAAUAGGGACUGGAGAGAUGCCUCUGUGGUUAAGAGCACUGGCUGCUCCUCUAGAAGACCCAGGUUCAAUUCCCAGCACCCACACAGCAGCUCACAACUGUCUGUAACCCAGCUCUAGGUGAUUUGACACCUUCACCCAGACAUACAUGUAGGCAAAACACCAAUGCAUAUAAAAUUAAAGAGUUCGGAAAUCACAUAUUGGCAAAAUGAGAGUUACUUGGUAUUAUUUUGGUUUGUGGCUACUAAGAUUCUUUUUUUAAAUAUAUAAAAAAUGUGGUAAAUCACUAAGAUUUGUUUACCCUUUUCCUCUGAAAGACUUUCAAUAUUUUAUUAUAAUAAAGAUCUGUAUGCUGAG
Grammomys surdaster is the source of this 1401-nucleotide messenger RNA. It is a transcript of the gene Rnase4, whose product is annotated as ribonuclease A family member 4. Lineage: Eukaryota; Metazoa; Chordata; Mammalia; Rodentia; Muridae. The transcript is spliced from 2 exons. Gene Ontology annotation, molecular function: RNA nuclease activity; nucleic acid binding. The record is from RefSeq and is a predicted model, not a curated record. The coding region runs from base 129 to 575 and encodes 148 amino acids.